UUAAUUAAUUUGCUCUGGUGUUUGGUUUUAAGGCUUUCACAUAUUAUAAUAAUGUGUGGAUAGGUGUUGACUUGACCUUGCUGGUUUCCUUCGAACAGGAGCUUUCUUAAUUCAUUGUCCUCUUCCUUCUAUUUAGUUCCACUAGGAGAAGCUAUUCUACUUGACGUGAUUAGCGUGAAAUAUUAACAUCCAGCGUGUUGUUAAUUCUCUCACAAUUCAUUUGCAAUUCUUCUGUGGAAACAAUGCUUCUAGAGCUGGAGACUUGGACUGCUUUGGUGGUUUUGUUUCUCCUUGUGUUGAUUCUGAAGGAGUCGAUCAUGGGAGGUAAGAGUUCAAAAGGGUCUGAUAGGAGGCAUGUUUCAUCGUAUGGAUCUGCUGGUUCUUCAUCUUCAUGGGAUAACUAUGAAUACCCUCGGUCAUCACAAGCAUACCCACAACAAAAUCCAUAUAACACACCUCUUCACCACCCUGCAACGGCUCCAUUCCACGAUUAUUCACGGCCAAAAAGGAGGUUGGAUAGGAGAUAUUCCAGAAUAGCUGAUGAUUACCAUUCACUGGAUGAGGUUACCACUGCUCUUUCACAUGCUGGCCUGGAAUCUUCUAAUCUCAUUGUUGGCAUUGAUUUUACAAAGAGCAACGAGUGGACAGGGAAGAGGUCAUUCAACCGAAAAAGUUUACAUCAUAUAGGAAGCGAUCAUAAUCCUUAUGAACAAGCAAUCUCAAUUAUUGGGAAAACUAUAAGUGCUUUUGACGAGGACAACUUGAUUCCUUGUUUUGGAUUUGGAGAUGCAUCAACACAUGAUCAAGAUGUCUUUAGUUUCCAUUCUGAUGAAAGGUUCUGCAAUGGAUUUGAGGAAGUUUUAUUAAGAUAUAGAGAUAUUGUUCCUAGCCUGCGUCUGGCAGGACCCACUUCAUUUGCCCCUAUUAUUGAGAUGGCCAUGACUAUAGUUGAGCAAAGUGGCGGCCAGUAUCAUGUCUUGCUAAUAAUUGCUGAUGGACAGGUGACUAGGAGCGUUGACACAGAACAUGGCCAGUUAAGUCCACAGGAAAAGAAGACAAUUGAUGCAAUUGUAAAAGCCAGCGAGUAUCCACUUUCAAUAGUUUUGGUCGGGGUUGGAGAUGGACCGUGGGAUAUGAUGAGGGAAUUUGAUGAUAACAUUCCAGCUCGAGCAUUUGACAAUUUUCAGUUUGUGAAUUUCACCGAAAUUAUGUCAAGGAGUAUACAUUCAAGCAGAAAGGAGACAGAGUUUGCUCUAGCAGCUUUGAUGGAGAUACCUUCUCAAUAUAAGGCAACCAUAGAUCUUGGCAUAUUGGGUGCACGGAAUGGACAUUCACCAGACAGGGUUCCUCUACCUCCACCUCAUUAUGAGAGGGCUUCUGCUAGCAGCAGCACAACAUCUUUUCGUUCAAACAGUUUUCAGCAGAGUACACGUACAUAUUCUGUCAACGAUGAUGUUAACGCAGAAUCAUCUUCAAUUGGCUUAUAUGAUAACAAGAUUUGUCCUAUUUGUCUUACUAAUGGGAAGGAUAUGGCCUUUGGUUGCGGGCAUCAGACUUGUUGCGACUGUGGAGAAACCCUCGAAUCAUGUCCCAUUUGCCGAAGCACAAUCAAUACCAGAAUAAAGCUUUACUAGUUAACCUUGCUUCAGACCUGCUUUCAGUGGCAAUUGCAUGCAUGCAGAAGAAGGGUAGCAAAGAGAGGAGCAUGGUUGCCUGAAUCAUGAUAGAUACGUUUUUUGCCUCGUAUUGUACACAAAACUGCAUUUCGCAAUUUUGAACAAAGUUAAAUCAUUAUGCCAGGGUAGGAAGAAUUGUGAAUGCACGUUGCCUCACUGUACAUAUGAAGCUUGUGCAUCUCGUAGGUUUCAUGUUUUGAGUAAGCUGCUUGAAAAAAAAAUUCUUAGGAUUUUUUUAAGUAUAUAUACUGUUUUAGUUUUCUCUUCAUGUACAAUGAUACAUGUAUUGGUUGUACUGGAGCAUGAGAAACUAAACCUGCGUAUUUUGAUUAGAUUUUAUAUGGUUAGUAAUGCUUUUAGUUUACCCUUUCGCACUUCUAAUUUCGUGUUAAGUGUUUCUUUUUUCUUAUUAAUCUAAUUUCCUUGUCAAUUUCUUAACUUUUUUAUUAGUUUGUUUAUUGUAAAUAUAUACUUUCCCAUCAAGGGACUCAUUUUUGUCUAUUCAUUAUCGAAUUAUUUUGAAUUUUUAAAA
This is a messenger RNA of Cajanus cajan (pigeon pea), 2208 nucleotides long. Its product is annotated as E3 ubiquitin-protein ligase RGLG5. The record is from RefSeq and is a predicted model, not a curated record. Gene Ontology annotation, cellular component: nucleus. NCBI's taxonomy places the organism in Eukaryota, Viridiplantae, Streptophyta, Magnoliopsida, Fabales, Fabaceae. Gene Ontology annotation, molecular function: ubiquitin-protein transferase activity. Gene Ontology annotation, biological process: protein ubiquitination.